UGCCACGCCUUCUCUCUGACAGUAGCGUGAACGCGGAUGUUUUGUCAGGAUGCAGGCAUGAUCACUACCAGAGGUUUUCACUAAAACUUCUGUAAACCACGGCGUGAAUGCAGGAGACGUUUCGGUGCUUGAUGAUGCAGUCCGGGGUUUUGUGGUUGCUGUUCUCACUGACAGUUUGCGGUGCGAACUUUUCCCCGCCGGUGGUGAACAUCAGUCUGGACCAGACUCCGGAGCUGAGAUGGUCUCCACUUAAAGACCUCUUCAGUAAAGACUUCUUACAGAAAGCAGCAGCUCAGGUGAUCGAUUCGACAAUUCCAGCAUGGGUUCACCACGCUAUCAAACCUGUGGUGAGAGCUCUGGAGCGGUUUACCCCUCAGCCCUACGCUGCUGAGAUCAGAGGCAUGGCAGCUAUCUAUGGCUCUGACAUCUCCGACAUCCUCCUGCUCAACUUCGCCUAUGAAGUUUCCGCGUUCUGUACCAGUAUUGUGGCUCAAGACACCAAGGGAAGAAUCUAUCAUGGUCGAAACUUGGACUACCCCCAUAUUGUGCUCAAGAAUCUUACGAUCGAUAUUCAGUUCAUCAAAAAUGGAGAAGUGGCCUACAGGGGGACAUCUUUUGCUGGUUAUGUUGGGUUAUGGACUGGGCAAAGUAAAAACAAGUUCACUGUGACUGGGAAUCAGAGAGAUAAGGGCCACUGGUGGGACAAUAUCAUUUCUGCUGUCCUGUUUAAGAAUUCUCCUGUUAGCUGGCUAGUGAGAGAGACUCUUGAGGGGGCCUCAAACUUCCUGGAUGCAGCCAUACAGUUGUCUGCUGUACCCAUCAUCAGUGACGUGUACUACAUUGUGGGCGGUGUUUAUCCAGGAGAGGGUGUGGUCAUCACCAGAGACAGGGGCGGCCCUGCAGAUAUUUGGCCUUUGGAUACGAUCAAUGGAAACUGGUACAGGGUUGAGACAAACUACGACCACUGGCUGCCCACACCCAAGCAAGACACUAGAAAAGAAGUGGCUAUGAAAACACUGAAUGCUACAGGUCAAAAUAACAUCAACUUGCACUCUCUUUAUCAGGUUUUCUCAGUGGUUCCAGUGUGCAACAGGAGAACGGUCUACACGACAGUGAUGAGUGCAGCUGCCCCAGAAGAGUACAGAACCGUGAUUAGAGAGACCUGUGGUGAGUCCUUUGUGACAAAGGUCAACGGUCUAAACUAAAACCCACCACACUUUCAGUAGUUCCAGACUCACAUACAACCAUAACAUUGCAAAUGAGCCAAUUUUAAUUCUAAAUUUUACAAGGCUACAAUAAUGAACUGUAUAUUUAGCUCAAUGGUAAUGUAGUGACAUUAGUGAGAUCAGUGGAUCUCUGUGCACUAGUCGAUUUUAUCAUUGUUAUGGUUGUUUUUAUGAUUGCUGCUAAUGUUAAUGUACUUGUACAUUUUAAAUGGUAAUAUUAUAAGGUUUAUAACAUGGGCUUACUUUUAGAUACGUCUUAUAUCUAGAGACUGCAUGUGUGUAAUCAUGACAUUAACUUUCUGACCAACAAGAUCAAUAAAUUUCUAAUUAAUUAA
Ictalurus punctatus (channel catfish) is the source of this 1561-nucleotide messenger RNA. Its product is annotated as N-acylethanolamine-hydrolyzing acid amidase. The transcript is spliced from 11 exons. Gene Ontology annotation, cellular component: lysosome. Gene Ontology annotation, biological process: fatty acid metabolic process. The record is from RefSeq and is a predicted model, not a curated record. The coding region runs from base 108 to 1205 and encodes 365 amino acids. Gene Ontology annotation, molecular function: fatty acid amide hydrolase activity. Lineage: Eukaryota; Metazoa; Chordata; Actinopteri; Siluriformes; Ictaluridae.